AUGUCUUCCUCCUCUUCCUCGUCCUGGAUCCGGACUCUCCGAGCCUUCCUCCUCCUCCUGCUCCUCCGGCUCCUGCUCCUUCCGCCGUGCCAACUUCACCCGCAGCCGUGCCACCUCCUGGCGCAGAUCGGACACACGGUGCGCGUCGGUGCGCUCCUGCCGGCGCAGCGGGCGGCUCGCGUACAGGUCCAGGCGGCUCUGAGCCGCGCGGCGGCGGCGCUGAGUCGAGAGCGCGACCCGGAGCGGGACCCGGAGCGGGACCGGGUCAACCACCUGCCCUACAACCUGAGCCUGGAGCUGGUGUCCCGGCCGCUGGCCGCCGCCGACCCGGAGUCGCUGCUCCGCGGCGUGUGCCAGGGCGUGGCGGUGCAGGGAGUGUCGGCGGUGCUCGCCUUCCCGCAGAGCCGCGACGAGCUGCUACAGGUGGACCUGAUGGCGUCCUUCUUGGAGAUCCCGUUCCUCAGCGUCGUGGAGCACGGGGAGCCGCUGCGCACGCAGAACCAGUUCCACCUGCAGAUGGUGACGGGGGUCCCAGAGUCCGGCCUCUCCGAUCUGCUGUUGACUGUUCUGCAGCGGUCCGGUUGGAGGGAGGGUACUGCAGUUCUGUGUCGGGGCUGGGAGGAGGCUCAAGGUCUCCUGCAGCUCCUGGACCAUCAUGGCAGUGCAUCGUGGGAUGGUGGGAGCAGCGUCAACUGGCACCUGCGAGCCCUCUUGAACCUGACGCAGUCGUCCCACGAUGAUACGCAGAUCCACGAUUUCCUGUCCCGACACUUCAGACAGAACCAGCCACCACCAGCGUCAGUACUACUGUUCGGGGCCGACCCACAGUGCGCGGCGGCGGUGCUGCGCAGCGCCCAGGACCUGGGCCUGACAUUACCCAUGGUGCACUGGGUUCUGGGCCAGCCACUCAGCCCUGACGCGCUGCAUGCCAUCGGGCUGCCACUCGGCCUGUUGGCCUACGGAGAGGUGGAGAGGAAACCGCUCGACUUCUACGUCAGAGACGCCCUGCAGCUCGUGACCAGAGCCAUGGCUGCGGCGACGGUGGUGAGACCAGACCUGGCUCUGAUCCAGAAUAUGGUGAACUGCUACGACAAACCCAACAAACAUGAGGUGCCAUCAUCAGGACAGUACCUGUCCAGGUUCCUGUCAAACACAUCUUUCUCUGGACUCACGGGUCCAGUUCGAGUCCACCAGAACUGGUCUGAGGUUCAGACCUCACAGCGAUUCCACAUCUGGAGCCUGCGGCGGGAUGCGCUGGGUCAGCCCACCUGGGUGACAGUGGGCAGCUGGGAGGGAGGCCAGCUCCAGGUGGAGGACCAAGGGGUCUGGCAGGGGCCCAAAUCUCGCCACAAGACAGAUGGGAUUGGUGGGAAGACGAGAGUCCGCUGGAGAGCAGGGAUGCCAGUUGCAGGGAGUCGGGUCCGGGUGGUUACCCUGGUGGAACAUCCCUUUGUAUUUACACGGGAUGUGGACGAUGAGGGAAGCUGCCCGGCUGGUCAGUUCUGCCUGGACGCCAGCACCAACAACUCAGAGAGCCUGGACAGGUACUUCAGGGAGGUGGCCGGCGGGAACGGCAGUUUCUUGCCUUCAGAGUACAGCAAGUGCUGUUAUGGAUACUGCAUCGACCUGCUGGAGAAGCUGGCGGAGGACAUGGGUUUUGAGUUCGACCUUUACAUCGUUGGAGAUGGAAAGUAUGGAGCGUGGAAGGGGGGCCGCUGGACUGGGCUGGUGGGGGAUCUUUUAAAUGGUCUGACAGACAUGGCUGUCACCUCCUUCAGCAUUAACUCUGCUCGGAGUCAGGUGAUCGACUUCACCUCGCCCUUCUUCUCCACCAGUCUGGGCAUCCUGGUGCGCAGUAAGGACACAGCAGCCCCUAUUGGGGCCUUCAUGUGGCCCUUGCACUGGUCAAUGUGGGUUGGAAUCUUCCUGGCACUGCACAUCACAGCCCUGUUCCUCACGCUGUACGAAUGGAAGAGUCCUUUUGGUAUGACACCUCACGGACGCAACAGGAUGAGAGUGUUCUCGUAUUCGUCGGCUCUCAAUCUGUGCUACGCAAUCCUGUUCGGACGCACUGUUUCUUCCAAGACGCCAAAGUGCUGGACGGGCCGCUUUCUUAUGAACCUGUGGGCCAUCUUCUGCUUGUUGGUGCUGUCCAGCUACACCGCCAACCUCGCUGCUGUCAUGGUGGGAGAGAAGACCUUUGAGGAGGUCACAGGGAUCCAUGAUGCCAAGUUGCAUCAUCCGUCGCACGGUUUUCGUUUUGGGACAGUGAGAGAAAGCAGUGCUGAGGAUUACAUGAAGAAGAGUUUUCCAGAGAUGCACGAGUACAUGAGACGCUUCAACGAACCGACCACACCUGAAGGAGUCGCCACCCUCAAGACAGAUCCUCCUCAGCUUGACGCCUUCAUCAUGGACAAAGCUCUGUUGGACUAUGAAGUUUCCAUCGACGCAGACUGUAAACUGGCGACUGUCGGGAAACCGUUCGCCAUUGAAGGUUAUGGUAUUGGUCUCCCUCAGAACUCUCCUCUGACCUCCAAUAUCUCAGAGUUCAUCAGCAGAUAUAAGUCAGACGGAUACAUGGACCUACUGCAUGACAAGUGGUACAAAGUGGUUCCCUGUGGGAACCGAGUGUUUGCUGUCACUGAGACUCUUCAGAUGGGAAUCAGUCACUUUUCGGGGCUCUUCGUCCUAUUGUGUGUUGGCGUGGCGGGAGCUUUACUUACCCUGGCAGGUGAACAUGGUUUUUACAGACUCGUCCUGCCUCACAUUCGCCGCCGACAGAACCUGAAAUACUGGCUGCAUACUUCCCAGAAGAUCCAUCGAGCUCUGAACAUGACGUAUGAAGACGUGAAGAAGCAGCAAACUGAGAAAGACAAAAGCUGUAACCUGAAGUCUCAGUCUGCUCCGGCCCCUCCUGUUCCUGGAGCUUCAGCGAAGUGGAACAAUGAGAUGAGUAAAGAUGCUGCUGUGGCCGCUGCCGCUAAAGAUGCCCGGGACUUCAAACGAGUCCACUUCAACCUCGAGACCCUCAACACUCGUCGCCUGCUUGCUCGUAUCGCUGCCUCUGAUGCCAAAGCAGGCGGGACCAAGGCAGACGAGGAGGCGCCAACAAAGCCGAAGGCGGGCCAAAACAGCAGGUUGUGUGAGAAUGGAGGGCCAGCAGCUUCAUUGGCCAGCCUGGUGCUCUCCCUUCCCUCCUCGUCCUCUUCUGCCCAACCCAAUGCCUCCACUGCACCUACUGCAGCUCCUGCAGGUGUAGCCCGUCCCCUCGUAUCUUCAACGACUCCGGCUACAGUUGCCCCGCCCCUCACACCUGUUGUCCCGCCCCGGCCCGGUGAGCUGCAGGAGCUGCAAGAACAAAUUGAAGAGAUGAGGGAGAAGCUGAGGACGGCUCUGGCCAGGAGGGCCGAGAUCCAGACCACUCUGGCCAAACCUGUUGUCACAGUGACAAACAGUCCAUCUCCAGUCACCACAAUGACAACAGUGACAGUGACAACAACAACAACAACAACAACAACUACAGGAGCCCCGCCCACCUCCUCAUCCACCGUCGCCCCGGUAACUCCCCUUCCUGCCAACACCAAGUGUGUGAUGACAAUGACGGACCCACCCCACAAAGUUCUGUCCAAAGUCCGACCACUCCAAAGCAGACUGGCCAGUCAGAGGAGGUGAUGCUCUCUGCUGAGGUCACAUGACCCAUUGCCCACGGCGGCCAUUUUAAUCAAAGAGGGGGAAACGAAUACAUUUUAUUUUUAAAAAGCAAUGCUAUCAUAGCUGCAAAGCUCCUGUUUGGACAGAAGCAGCUGUUGAAAGAGAUCAGACAGACACAAAACCUCUUAAUCCAUGCUGAUGAAUCACAUUCAUCACAGUCCACGACUGUGUUCAUUUCAAGAAUCAUGUUUCACC
Molecule: messenger RNA, 3906 nt
Organism: Stegastes partitus (bicolor damselfish)
Lineage: Eukaryota; Metazoa; Chordata; Actinopteri; Pomacentridae
Gene: grin3bb
Product: glutamate receptor, ionotropic, N-methyl-D-aspartate 3Bb
Exons: 9
Coding region: 1-3672 (1223 amino acids)
Biological process (GO): monoatomic ion transport
Cellular component (GO): membrane
Molecular function (GO): signaling receptor activity; ligand-gated monoatomic ion channel activity
Source: RefSeq, a predicted model, not a curated record